UAAGCUGGCGGCAACAGUUACUUCAUACCAUGGCAGCGAAGUCUCUGGUGCCUGUUUUUUCAGAGCCGGCACAGCUUAUCAAUGCUGGAGCAGUCAGAGUUUCCAGUUUCUUUUGUUCCUUUCACAAGAAGAGGAAAUGACAUUGACGAAACUUGCUCCCAGUCGGUCCCAUAUACACUGUUUUCAUAUCAUAGAGACUUGCAAGGUAUUAAAAACAGUGGCCAUUCUCUGAGGGCGUUUUUGAGGAUCCUGUCUUGGAUUAGGAGAAGACAAAAAUGACAACUUCAUCCAUCAGGCGGCAGAUGAAAAACAUUGUGAACAAUUACUCAGAGGCCGAAAUAAAAGUUCGGGAAGCAACCUCAAAUGACCCCUGGGGUCCGUCCAGCUCGUUAAUGACUGAAAUUGCAGAUCUAACAUACAACGUGGUGGCUUUUUCAGAAAUCAUGAGCAUGAUCUGGAAGCGGCUGAAUGACCACGGGAAGAACUGGAGGCAUGUUUACAAGGCUUUAACACUGUUGGAUUACCUGAUUAAAACUGGGUCGGAGCGGGUGGCACAGCAAUGCAAGGAAAACAUCUUUGCAAUCCAGACUUUGAAGGAUUUUCAGUACAUUGACCGGGAUGGUAAGGACCAGGGCAUCAAUGUACGUGAGAAGUCCAAGCAGUUGGUAUCUCUCCUGAAGGAUGAUGAACGGCUCAAGAUGGAGAGAGCCCAGGCACUGAAGACCAAAGAGCGUAUGGCGCAGGUGGCCACCGGGGUUGGUAGUAACCAGAUCACCUUUGGCAGAGGUUCCAGCCAGCCUAAUCUCUCCACCAGCUAUUCGGAGCAAGAGUACGGCAAGUCUGGAGGCUCUCCAGCAUCUUACCAUGGGUCUACAUCACCCCGAGUGUCUUCAGAGCUGGAGCAGGCGCGACCCCAGACCAGCGGGGAGGAAGAGCUCCAGCUGCAGCUGGCGCUGGCCAUGAGCAGGGAAGUCGCAGAACAGGAAGAGCGCCUUCGUCGUGGGGAUGAUUUGAGACUACAGAUGGCUUUGGAGGAAAGUCGCAGAGAUACUGUUAAAGUUCCCAAAAAGAAAGAGCACACAGCUCUGUUGGAUCUCAUGGAUGCGUUGCCUGCCUCAGCGUCGGUUCCCCAGAAGAAAGCGCCUUGGGGCCCCUCAAGUGCAGCGGACCAAACAGAUCCUUGGGGGGGUCCAGCUGGCAGCAGGACAACCUCGGACCCGUGGCAAUCGUUUGGUGCCAAACCAGCAGCCUCUGUUGAUCCAUGGGGAGGCCCAACAGCCUCAUCUGUUGCCCAGCCUCCCCCAAAGAACAUAGACCCCUGGGCUCCCUCACAGCCACCCUCUGUGGCAACAAAAGACCCCUGUGACCCUUGGGGACCAGCACCAGCCAACAAGCCUAUUGCUGCUUCAGGUAGCAAAUCUUUCGACCUUUUCAGCAAUUUGAAUGGAGCGAUUAAAGAUGAUUUUUCUGAAUUCGACAGCCUUCGAACUGCUAAGAAGCAAGCUGAUUCAGGUUCCACGUUGUCGGCACACAACAGCGGCUCAACCAGCCCAGACCUCUUCGAGUCUCAGCCUGCCAGUUUGGUGUCAAGUAAGCAGAGCGCGGCACGGAAAACGCCCGAGUCUUUCCUGGGCCCCAACGCCGCUCUGGUGAACCUGGAUUCUUUGGUAUCCAAGCCGCCUCCACCCGCCCCUUCGCUGAACCCGUUCUUAGCUCCAGGGACGGUAGCAGCUCCUUCAUCCACUCCAGCUGCAGUCAACCCCUUCCAAGUCAACCAGCCUCAACCCCUCACUCUCAAUCAGAUGCGGUCGAGUCCCGUCAUGGGAAGCAGCCCGUCCUUCAGCGCCCUGCCGGCUGUGGGCAUGGAGCCCGUACCUCUGCCUUCUGUGGCCCCCGUGGCGAUGGCCGUGGCCCCCAUGCCAGCCAUGGGCACAGUGGCGUCUCUUGCCAGAAUGGGACCCCCGGGGAUGAGCGUGGGCCUCGUCGGGCCAGUGGUGCAGCCGCUUCACAGCGCCGGAAUCGCCCCCUCGGCCUCCCAGGCUGCAAAUGCCACUAACCCCUUCCUGCUAUAAAAAAAGCCCCCCCCCCAGUGGGUGGAACUUGAGUUAUGGAAAGGUUUGCAGAACUGAGCCAAGCGUCAAAGGCUGGCUUGGGUUCAGCCAUGCGUGCAAGAAGACUCGGGGAGAUGUAGGUGUGUGCAGUUUGUCUUGUGGAAGAGCUUCAGUCAUGGCUCGCCAUUUAAUCUCAGCCUUGCAUUUUCUGCAUAAGGUACUUUUCACGGUGGGGCUUGUGAACACACAGCAUAAAACGUUCAGACUUAGUCACCAAUGUCAGGUUUCUUUUCCCUUUCUGCCCCCACCCCCACCCCAACCCCCAGUCCUCUCGACAACCUCCAUUCUUCUUCUUCUUUUUUGUUAAAACAUUUCAGUGUUAUAGGAAAAAACAGGCCCUUUAAAAUAGUCUCCUUCGCUUUUAUUUUGUAUAAGCUACGACCCAAACCCGUCUGAACCUGUUGCUUGUAAAGAAUAGAUUGGAAACUCAGAAGUGCUAGUGAAUGUGUUUGCACAUAAACCAUAUACUCUUUUUAGACUGUUGGUUCACCCAUAGUCCUUAUACAUCUUAGGAGGGGAGGAGGAAAAAGGAAGGAGAAUUCGGGGUGCACAGAAAUGAUGUAUAAAUAUAUAUUACAUAUUUUCCUUGCACAUGAAAAUGUAGUUCAAAACUGGACCCUUUUCUCUCCCUGCCAUCGGGAGAGGAAGGUUGGAGUCUGUGCAAAAGGCAAGCUUUUUUAAUGGUCGUUGUUGAAAUCCAACAGGUGUGUGCUGUUUGUAUGAAGUCUUGAAUUUCCGUCUUUCCAAGGACUUGUCAAACACUUCUGUCUGAACGGCCCUUAAUGCUGUCCUGGUGUCCAGGAGUGUUUCUGCUCUGUGCUUGUCCGGUAGUGACUUCAUUUGGAAAUUGCAGUGUGCGUGUAUGUAUGUUUUCGUCGUCGUUCUUACUUGACUCGAGAUGCAAGUUUAAAAGGGGUCAAAGGAGGGAGACAGUGGGGCAGGAGUGAAUUCCGUUUCAUUGGGGCAAGCCGGGGAACUGGUUCGGGAUGAACCUGGCUAUUGUUAUGCAGUCAUUCUUACACACUUUUGCACUUUUUAAAAGAAAUACCAUUUGGGAUUUGUGUUGGAAGGCCUGGCUCAGUUUUCCUCUAGCCAUUCUUCAUAAUGUCAUUCUUAUUUAACAGUCCAUUGCUUUGGUAAACUGACCAGGUCUAGCUAUGAAAUUGAGUGACUGUGGCUUUUUUUCUUUUUCUUUUAAGGAGCCAGUGCCCUAUUAUUGUAUGUAUGUAUGUAUGUAUAUAUAUAUAUCUAUUUUAGCUCAUGGUUUCCGUAAAGAGUCUUUAAAAGGGAAUAUUGAUGCACCAUUUGCUUUUGAACAAAGAAUUUAAUGAAGAUUUUAAAACUCCUGUGGUAAAACUGCCAAGUGGAACAUGAACGUCAAAUGAUGUUUAAAAGGAAAACACUACAGUUGCCUUUUCUCCUAUCCUGUUUUAUGAUGUUUCCUCCUCGUCCUGAAUGGAAAGAUUCUGGGAAGACUUUUAGACAUAGAAGAUCAUGAAAGAAGCUACUUUUGUCCUGUAAAACUUCAGGAAACUCUUAAAGAACACUGUUGUAUGAAUGUUAAUUUUAACCAACUAAAUUCUUUUUAACUAAAGAUGCAGUCUGUGCUAAUAACCAGCUCUGUUUACAGUCUUCUUAUAACUUUGUGUCCUCAGCCUCCUCUACGCCGUUAAGCCAUACUCAGGUUUCAGUCAUGGUCGUCUCUUUGGGAAUCUUGCUUUCUUUUAAAAAUGGCAAAUGCAGACGAGAACGUGACUUCCGGGUGUGCAAAACACCCCCAAACCGCACAGCUGAGUUGGGGGUAACUCUUGUUUUUAUGAACGGUUUGUGUUCACUUGGGCAGCUGAGGUUGUGUGGUCUUUUCUCUGAUUCUUUAAGGGGGGGGGGAAACAAACAAACACCCAAUUCUGGAAUUUUUGCUUUUUGGUGCUUGGAUGGGAUCUCUGGUACCAGGUCAGCACAUUGAGCUACCUUGGAUUGCAAGGCUUUUCCAUCUGUGGGAUACUCUGUGGAGGAUGAGAGCAGUGUCCCAGUUGCUGGUGAGCUGUGCAGUCUUCAGGGGCUGUGUGUCGUAUAGAAACGCCAGUGAUGGUAAAAGAUGGGAAGGUCUCCCUCCUGCUUUCUCCUUCCUGAACUUCAGUGGUGGAUCAUUUUGCUCCUACAGAUGUUUUGGCUUUCUCCUGGUUCCACAACACAUCGCAGCAAAUGUCCCUUCCGCUAGGAGGGAGUUGGUUCUAAACUUCUGGACAGCCAACAAUCUCUUGCCCUUGAUUGAGAUUUGUCCUUUGUUUUCCCCCUCCUGCCCUCAGCUGUCCUGGAAAAUUCCUUGGCUCUGAGAGCAGUGUGCAGCACGUAGGAGGAGGCAAGCCGCUUUUGACUCAUGGUGGUGUAUUUCCUGCUGGAUGAAUCUGCUUUUCAGGGGGCGCGGGGCAGGCAGAAUUAGUCCAAAUGCAGCACACGAUAGACCCAUAGGAUGCACGUCGGAUCUUCCGUAGGGAACAAAAAACUCUAAAAAUAGUAUAGCAGCCGUAUUCCAGGUGUUUUCUCCCAAAAGUGAUUCUUCCAGUCAAUAAAUGUGUUUAUUACCUCUCAUUUCUUCUGUGCACACCAACAGAUCACUUCCAAACCAGGCGAUUAAUGUUUUUGAAAAGCAGAAUAUUUCAAAAUAGUCUUACUGACCAAAUGAACCAAAGUUGUUUUUUUUUAAAUGUUAUCCUUGUACAUUUUUUCAGCCCACAAAACAGUGGUGACCUUACUACAAUUUGCUGCUAAGGAAAUACUGUAAGGUGUGGAUCAGGAAGCAAAGAGCUUAUAAGAAGAAUCUCACAUGUUCUGUUAGAAUGCCACCACAAUGCCCUGGGGAAUCCCCCCCCCCAGAGGCAUAGAUUUGGGCUUAGUUUCUGCCUUUCUGCAGCACAACUUGUUAGACGUUCCUUGUAGGAUUUCCUUGAUGUCAGUGGCUUAGAAGUAAGGAACCUGUUAGAUGGAUUCCUCGCAUCUUUGGAAAUUCUAGUUUUUUGUUCAUUAUUCACGCCCUCUGCAGGGGAAGCUGCUUUUCAAACUGGCGAGUUUCAGAAGGUGUUUAUCGUACGACUUAUUACUGUGGGAAGCAGACAAGUUAAAUCACCUUCUGUGCAGAAGGAGCACUGCUACACGCUCCCCUCCGUGAAGGAAGCCCUUCAUGUCCCAGCCAGGCUUAAGUCACGGCUGCCGGCUGCGGAGUUUUGGCUCUAAACGGAUUUUGCUCUCGGUUGAUUUAAAUUUUCAAUUGUCAGUGAAAGAUAAAUUUGAAAGAAAGAUUUUUUUUUAAAAAAACCAAAUAUCUCCCACUUAAAGUUUAGAUAUUUCCUAUGCAAGAAAGAAUUCAGAAUAAGAAUCUUUUUUUUACCUGUUUAUUUUUAAAUCCCCACUUCAAAAGAGUUAGCCUGGCUAUGGUUGCUUCGGCAUCCUUUGGAAAUUUGUUUAGGCAGGAAGUGGAUUCCCUCUGAAGGAAGAGACACAGGAUCUGGUGACCUUUUAUCAGUCUCGAUUGUGGGAGAGUUGGUGUUCCAUUUAAAGCAAGCUGGAUAUAUGCAAGGCGCGUGCGUGUAUGCAUGCGUACAUGGAUCUGUGUGUGUGCCCAGGCUAGCACAUUUCCAGAGGGACAUCUGCCUAUACUAACCCCUCGACUGAACAGUAAACCUUUUCUGGAAGUACCCCACUCCUGGGAAAAAAAAA
Pogona vitticeps (central bearded dragon) is the source of this 5828-nucleotide messenger RNA. NCBI's taxonomy places the organism in Eukaryota, Metazoa, Chordata, Lepidosauria, Squamata, Agamidae. The record is from RefSeq and is a predicted model, not a curated record.